This is a messenger RNA of Triticum dicoccoides, 1119 nucleotides long. RefSeq lists its product as uncharacterized. The transcript has 3 exons. Bases 286 to 777 code for a protein of 163 amino acids. The record is from RefSeq and is a predicted model, not a curated record. Lineage: Eukaryota; Viridiplantae; Streptophyta; Magnoliopsida; Poales; Poaceae.
UCGGACCCUUCCCUGGACCCUGCGCAAGCGGGAGCUACAUGCACCAGGUUGCCCUUUUUAUAUGAUUAGAUUAGUUACCACUGAAUGGGAAAUAUUUUACAAAAUGUUAAGAUCAUUGUAUGCCAUCAAUGUUAUGGAUUUAAACCUCAAAACAACCACAUGUGGUGAUUGAGUAUCCAGUGGUGAGAAGCACACAAGAAAUGGAGGCUCCUCAGGGCCCUUGCUAUCAUCGACCGCGAGGGUGAGUGUGGCUGCUGGUUGUAAUGUUACCACCGGCCAAUUACCAUGUUACCACCGGCCGAUAACCGGAAGCCACCACCGCAGCUGAUGCCAUUGUUGCCUUGCCGCCGCCCACCACUGGUUGUUCAUGGUUUAUUAAUCAUUCUAACACUAGCUAAUUGGAAUUUUGUGGUUCUUCACUUGUGGCAUGAGAUUGACAUGCUUGCCUUUUGUGGGUCUACACAUGGUUAUGGCAUUGAGGAGUAUUCUGAGCUGAGGAUAAUGGUGUAUUACAUUGCCAUCUCUGCCUCUCCCUUUCCUGUGAAGACGUUGUGGUUGGUUCCAUGUGCCAGGAAUCUGCUGUGUCAAACAUUUUGGGAUUUCGGAACUAAUGACAUGGAGAUGCCAUUGGACUUCUAUAGUAAAGUAUACAUUGUUGUAGGCAACUCCACCAUUCACUUAGAUUAUGCCUGCUCUUCUCCCCUGAAAAAGUUUUUUAAUGGUACUAUCACGGAGCCAAUUGAUGUUAAGUGUGCUCGAAGAUGUCUCACGCCAUGAAUCGAUAGAGUACAAUGGUGAGAUCAUUUAGUUUCUUGGGUUGCACCAAUCUAUGAUGUCGAGGAUGAUUGCUAGCCUGACAUGUGCAAACUAUAGUGGAGUAGCUAGGCAGUAGUGCGUGGGAAUAAUAAAACUACACCGUAUGUGUGUGCAGGACACACGCCCAUGGUUCAUAAUCAUUUGCAACACAAUUUCCCAUUGUUUUUCAUCCCCUAUUGAGUGUUUUGCAAAUUUCUUCCGUUGGCGAAAGGAACCUGUACUCUUCUUGUUUUAGUGCUCUAUUUCGCUACAUUUGUGGUAUAGAAUGGUGUGCCUUCAUAUAUAAUAAAUGUUCUCUACUCU